Spirodela intermedia is the source of this 2253-nucleotide messenger RNA. The record is from the annotation of a GenBank genome assembly. Lineage: Eukaryota; Viridiplantae; Streptophyta; Magnoliopsida; Alismatales; Araceae.
AUGAAGGAGGGCGAAGGGGGGAAGCCGGCGAGCGGCGCCGCUGGAGAUGGAGAGGGAGCCAAGUCCUCGGUGGCGGUGUCUGAUAUGGGGGCCUGGGGCAUGAACGUGGUCAGCUCCGUCGGCAUCAUCAUGGCCAACAAGCAGCUCAUGUCCUCCGGCGGCUAUGGCUUCAGCUUCGGUAUGGAUCUAAUUAGUAGGCCAUUCGUUGAAAAUCUCCAUUCAUUCGAAAAUACUCCGCCCAACUCUCCUGGAUCUGAUCUGGUGUUCUUCGCAAAUCUCUCUCCCCGCCCCCUUCCUCCCGCCGUGGAGUCAUCAAAUCCAGCGGAACCCCGAUCUUCUGCAAAUCCACUCCGUUCCUCCCGUGUAGACUCAUCAAAUCUACCCUUUAUCCAUCCAUCUGGGUCUUCUUCCUCCUCUCUUGCCUUUCCUCAGAGGUUUCAGAGGAUGGGGACGAACACGCACUAGAGGCGAAGAAAGAAAUGGGAUGCAUGUCUACCAGAGGGAACAGAAACUUUCUAUCGAUUCCGACGAUCUCGUUCGAAUUUCUCUGGAUCAUCGCCACAUAUGUCUGCCUUCCCUGAAAGCUGAGAUACCGACGAUCUCAGCUCCUCGUAUGAUCAUCUCUCUUCUGCUCCGCUCCAUCAAUCGAUCUGCCUUCCAUCUGCCUCUCAUCCCAUUUCAUCGUCUCCUCCUGCAGCGACGACUCUCACCGGGAUGCAUUUCGCCGUGACUGCCGUGGUGGGUUUCGUCUCAAAUGCGACGGGCUACUCUGCAUCGAAGCAUGUCCCUCUGUGGGAGCUUCUCUGGUUCUCCAUCGUCGCCAACACCUCCAUCACAGGGAUGAACCUGAGCUUGAUGCUCAAUUCCGUCGGCUUCUACCAGGUUGCGCAUGCGUUCCCCAAAACCCCUCUUCAGCACCCCGUUGACUCUCGUUUUUCAUGGCCCCGGCGAGGAGAUCAUUUGACCUUUGAUUCUUUGAUUCUUUUCUGAAAAAAUUCCCCCCUGCAGAUCUCCAAGCUGAGUAUGAUCCCUGUGGUAUGCGUGAUGGAGUGGUUGAUGCACGGGAAACGCUACUCGAGAGAGGUCAAGAUAGCCGUGGUGGUUGUGGUUAUGGGAGUUGGGGUGUGCACGGUGACUGAUGUGAAAGUCAACGCGAAGGGCUUCAUCUGUGCUUGCGUAGCCGUGCUGUCAACGUCCCUGCAGCAGAUUGUGAGCAUUCCUUAAAAUCACGUUCUUUCAUCUCAGCAAGUAGAAUCUCCUACCACGGCCUUUGACAUAUGCAUCAAUGAUGAACCCGAGAACCCCACAACUCUCUCUCUCUCUCUCUCUCUCUCUCUCUCUCUAGAUGCUAUUAGACUCGUUGUAUGAUGAGGGGAUCUAUUUUUAUCGGUAGUAUGAUUCAUUUCAUGCUAAUUUCAUCGGGAUUGUGGUGCACAAAGGGAGACUUUUCUCGACUGUUGAGAUAUCUGAUGAGCGUCCUCAUUAGAGCCCUGAUCAGGGCCAGAGGAGGAGGGCUGAGAUGAUCCAAAAUGUCCACUUUGUAGGGUCAACCCAAACUAUAUUUCUUCUUCCUGCGGUUUCUCUCUCUUUUGACUUCAUCAUGGAUUGGAAUUUUUUUCGUUUUUUUUUUCCAUGGCAGUCAAUUGGGUCCCUGCAGAAGAAGUACUCGGUGGGCUCGUUCGAGCUGCUGAGCAAGACGGCGCCAAUUCAAACCAUCUCCCUCAUAAUCCUCGGCCCCUUCAUUGACUUCUACCUCAACGGCAAGAUCCUGACUCAGUACAGAUUCUCCACCGGCGCCAUCGUAAGUCUCCCACAUGUUCACCUUCGUCUUCGUCUUCAUCUUCAUCUUUGGCGGGCGACAUAAUUGGGGCCCAAUGGAUGGAUCUGUGGCGGCAGGUGUUCAUCUUGCUCUCAUGCUCUCUGGCGGUGUUCUGCAACGUGAGCCAGUACCUCUGCAUCGGGCGCUUCUCGGCGGUCUCGUUCCAGGUGCUGGGGCACAUGAAGACGGUGUGCGUGCUCACACUCGGCUGGAUCCUCUUCGACUCCGAGCUGACGCUGAAGAACAUAACGGGGAUGCUCCUGGCGGUGGCCGGCAUGGUCAUCUACAGCUGGGCGGUGGAGAACGAGAAGGUGGCGGCCGCCAAGGCGGCGCUCUCCAAGAGCAGCAUGACGGAGGAGGAGAUCCGGUUGCUGAAAGGGGGAGCGGAGAACGGGGAAUCGAAGGACAUUGAGCUCGGGGAGACGAAGGAAUAG